AUGCUUAAAAUAUUUUAGAAUGCAUUUUCAAUAAAAAAGAAAUCUCAUACAUAAUCAUUUUAGAUUGAACAAAAAGAACCUUCUCCUGUUCACCAAACAUCAACUUUAGACUUUUAAGUAAUAGAUGAAAAUACCAUGAAUGUAAUUGAAGAAACAUAUAAUAAAAAAUAAAGAAGUCAAUCUUUUUAAGUAAGAGAAGAAUCUCCUCCAUAAUAAGAAGAAUUUAUGGAUUAUGUUGUUCAAGAAGAUGAUUCAUUUUUUGGAAUUUCUCUCAAAUUUAAUAUCAAUGAAGGUUAUUUAUUGAAGAUCAAUAAUCUAUCUAGUGAUAUGAUUUUUAAAGGUCAAAUGUUAAAGGUUCCAAUAACAAAUCAACCUCGUUUUUCUAUUAUUAAGAUUCCUGAUUAAAGUAAAAAGAAUGAAAAUAUAUGGGAAUAAAAUAAAUUUAGUUAGAAGUGUAAUUAUAUAAUUAUAUCUCAUAUUUAGUUGAAGUUAUUUAUUGCAAUAAUAAAUAUAAUUCUAAUGGAAUAUUGACUCUAACUGGUGACAUAGUAUUAUUUGAUCCAAUUUAAUAAGAGCAAAUACAAGAUAAAUAAAAUAAAGUUAGAAUGAAUGCUUGCAUUUCAAUGAUUGAUAUCAAUGAAGCAGUAACAUAUGUUUUAAAAAAUUAAAAUGGAUGUUUAGAUUACAUUAUUUAAAUUUUAUUGUCAGGAAUUGGCAAACCUAAAUUUGAAAAAAAGUAUUUUAAAUAAUUAAGAAAAUAUAAGAAAUAGAAAAGGAGUAUAGCUACUGUAUUCUUUAGAGUAAUAUAAUUUAUAUUAAUAUCAAGCAUGCUGAGAGAGAUUUGGAUGGAAAAUUGUACUCUGAAGAAAUUAAAAAGGCUAAUUGUGCAUUUAUUGUAAAAUUCAUAAAUGAAGCAUGUACUGGAUAUUCUGAGCAAUCUAAAUUAACAAAACUACCAUAUAUUGAUUUAAUAGAGACUAAAGAGAAAAAAUAGUUAGAAAUUGAUGAAAUCUAAGAUGUAAUUGGAGAAAGAAUGGGAAGUAUAUAAUAUAUUAAGUUAUUAUAGAACUUUGGGCUUCUUUAGAAUAUGUCCCAAUUUUAAAAGAGUCAUCUAAUUGUUUUACUGAUACUACUUACAAAUAAAUAAUUGAAUAUAUUCCAGCAGUAUAUCGUUUAGCUGAUUGGAUUAAAUUUUAUAAUAUUGACUAAGAUGGAUCAUCUUUUUAAAAUAUGCUCUAUAAAAUUAAAAAUAAAUAUCCUAUCAUUAUUAUUAUCAAAGAUUUUGAUAAUUAUGUUUUUGGUGCUUAUAUAUCAACAGAAAUUCAAUAAUAUAGUCAAGGAUUCAAAGGGAAUGGAGAAACCUUUUUAUUUAAUUAUGUUUAAGAUGUAUGAAAUAUUUAUUAUAUUAUUAGAAAAAUGAAAUUAAAAGUUAUUUUUGGACAGAAAAAAAUAGAAAUUUUAUUUAUUGUGAUGAAACAGGUAUUGGUAUAGGUUGUGGAGACAAAUUUGGAUUAUUUAUUGAUCAUAGCUUAACAUUUGGAUAUUCAAAUCCAUGUGAAACUUUUGAUAAUAUAAGGUUUAGUAAUACUGAAAAGUUUAGAAUUAGGCAUCUUGAAGUUUGGGCCAUUUUAUAAUAAUGA
Molecule: messenger RNA, 1640 nt
Organism: Paramecium pentaurelia
Lineage: Eukaryota; Ciliophora; Oligohymenophorea; Peniculida; Parameciidae
Source: the annotation of a GenBank genome assembly